Messenger RNA from Medioppia subpectinata, 330 nucleotides. NCBI's taxonomy places the organism in Eukaryota, Metazoa, Arthropoda, Arachnida, Sarcoptiformes, Oppiidae. The record is from the annotation of a GenBank genome assembly.
AUGCAUGUAAUUAGAAAUAUCACGAUGGAGACAAUCAUUGAUCAUGGGGCUGACCACCAAAUGGGUGACCAGAUCUUCGGCAACGAACUCAUUCUGGAGAAAGUGUUGUCGUGUCUGUCGGUGAAGGAGUUGCUGCGGAACGCGUGUCGAGUGAAUCACUUCUGGCACAGCGUUUGUCACAAAGUGGUGGACAGUAGGACACAAAUGGACCACUUGUUUCAGUUGUACCGAAUCGGACGGCAACACAAUAUGGGCAACAAUUGCCGCAAUCGUGAGACACAUUUGGCCGAAGACCGCGCUUACGAUUACGUGAACGACUGUUUUGAGGCG